Ostrea edulis (European flat oyster) is the source of this 5039-nucleotide messenger RNA. Its product is annotated as centlein-like. The transcript has 39 exons. Gene Ontology annotation, cellular component: centrosome; centriole. Gene Ontology annotation, biological process: centriole-centriole cohesion; protein localization to organelle. Lineage: Eukaryota; Metazoa; Mollusca; Bivalvia; Ostreida; Ostreidae. Bases 252 to 4259 code for a protein of 1335 amino acids. The record is from RefSeq and is a predicted model, not a curated record.
GCGGAUUCAAAACUUCCGGCAGAAAGUCGAUGCAGAAAGUAACAAAAAUAUGCAGUAUCUCUAAUCUUUUCACAAACUUCUCACAAAUGGACUUCAGUAGGUAAAUUUGAAAUGGUGGCUGUUUGCAACGCCGUCAAAAAUAGCCAACUUUAUUUGCUGUGGGAUUUACACCACGUAAAGAAAGAUCACAGAUACACAGAUGAUUCGAAAAAUGGUGAUUUGUUGAUGUUAAAAGAAAAACAGACAUCACCAUGAAUGCUUCCGUGCUGAAUGAUGAAAUCAGCAGGUUGCAGUCUGACAACAGGAUUUUGUCAGAGGACCUUCGUCAAUGUCAGAAUGACAAAGACUUUGUGUGGUCUUUGUGGAAAAAGUUACAAGUGGCUAACCCAGAUGUCACUCAGGCAAUCAGUCUGGUUGUUCAGAGAGAAAAAGAAAAGGCUGAAAUCAAGGACAGAAAAGUGCUUGAUGUUCUACAAUUGAAAGAUGACAAAAUAGAAGAGUUACAAACACUUCUGACACACAGAUCUCGGGAAUUAGGAGAGAUAGCAUCAUUGAGGAUAGACCAUCAGGGUGAAUUACAGAGGUUUCAGAGAGAGAUUGACCAGUUACGUGAUCAGAACGCAGCACUGGAGAUGCAGCUCCGAGCACGGGGUGUUGUGCUUACCCCUCCUCCACGAUUUUCGUGGAAGAUGAGAAGUGUGGAAGUCCGACAGAAAAGCUCCGGAGACUUACAUCGUAAUACUGUGGAGAGUCUGUCCCACGACAAAAGUGAUUUGGAACAGAAAUGUCGUAAGAUGUCAACAGAAAUUGAAGUGGUGCGUGCAGAGAAAGAAAGUAUAAUUGCCCAGAAAGUUGCACUGGAAAACAAAGUCAGACAACUGGAGCAUGACAUGAAUGAGAAGAUGGACAAAUUCGAGGGCAUAAUACGAGAGUUAGGAGAAGCAAGAAAAUUUCUGCAACAAUAUGAAGUAAAAACACGACAACUGACUAAGGAGACUGAAUUCAAAAACAAAGAGCUUGAAACAAUCAGGAAGGAGUUGUCCGAGUUAUGGAACAGCCACAAUCAGUUGACAGAACAUUCAAGUCAGCAAGCUGAAGUCAUCAGGCAACUUCAGAGUCUGCAACAGGACACUCAGAAAAUGUUGAAAAACCAAGAGGAUGCCUACAGUAUGGAGACCAAUUCAUUACAAGAUAUGUACAAAGACUUAACUAACAGAUACGAGGCUGCCAAGAAGACUCAAUCAGAGAUGAGACAAGAAAUCCACAAUGUCAGAAAGGAGUUGUUGGAGAAAGACUCUGUUAUUGCUUCUCUCCAGGGUAAGGUUGAUGGUUACCAUCGACGACAGAGGAGUCACAGUCCCGGAACAUCAGGAAGUUUUAUUGAUGACAGGCCAUCAGCUGAUCUGGAAAUCAAAGUCAGAGGAAUGCAAAGGGAGCUAAAUCUACUGAGGGAGGAACUAGAGGACAAGGAUCGACUAAUAGAGAGAUUGGAGGAGGAGAAUGAGAAAGUUAAUAUUGAGUUUGAUGUGUCUGGACUGAACAAAAGGGGACGAACACACUCCACCCCAGCCAGGGAGGUGCGCAGUGUUGCUCUGAGUCCUAUCAAGUCCUCCACAAGAGAGGACUACUCCAGAUCUCGCUCACUGUCCCCAGUCAGGAAAGUGAAGGAGGGUCCUGCCCCAAGACAGGGAGAUCUCAGACACAGACUGGUGCAGACUGAAAGAAAACUGGAUGAUACAAAGAACAUGUUGAGACUCAAGAACCGAGAACUGGAGGAGCUAAAGAAAGCCCAUGCUAAGCGCCUGGAUCGACUGAAGAGUGCCCAGACUGAUUACAAGAUCUUGAAAGACCAGCUUAAGCUAUACGAGGAUGAAAACAGCAAUAAGAUGGAGAGAGGAAGAAAGAAAAAGAGGGCAGAUCCUAGAGAACUCCGGCAAGAGAACAGCGACAAAGUCUGGAAUGAACUUGCUGUGUACAAGGCUGAGAAUCGGAACUUAGUUGUAGAAAAAAUGUCAUUGGAGGAGGAAAUUGACAUGUUAAAAGUGCAGGCCAGUCAGGACGCUGCCACGCUACACGAGCUUAAGGUGGCUGUGGAACAGGAGAGGGAAAACAGACAGUAUGACAAGAAGAAAACUGAAUACCAAACCCAGGAGAAAUCUGACCUUCAGGCAGAGCUGACCCUGACCAAGUCAGAGGUCCAAUCAAAAUCCAUACGCCUGGAUAAAGUAGAACGGGAACUGAGAGAGACUCGGUCUGAAAAGGAAGUUCUUCAGGAAGAGAGAAGGAAUCUCAAGUCUGAAAUAUUGGAAAUGAAACAAGCAAAUUCAAAACACCGAAUGGAGACAGCAAAUUUGAAACGAGACAUUAACAGAUUGGAGAGAGAAUUGGAGGAGGAAAAGCUAGCCAAACAAUUCCAGGCAGUAAAAGAGAAGAUGUACACCAAACCUGUGAGACCUACUGCUAGAUCACGGCGACUGGAGUCCAGAAACAAUAACCGGGCAGCGAAACGGAUAACUCUUCAAAAAAGUCUCAAGUGCAAAAAGUAUCAGAAAGCUCUCAACCGGAGUAUAGAGAAGAUGAGGUCGGUUUUCCACGACUUUGAGGAUGAAGGAUGGGAAGAAUUACCAGAAUCGGAGGAAAUAGAAGAAGAAACAGAGAGUGAUUCUUUGGGUCAGGCUAUCGUGGACAUGUCUCAGUCACAGACUCCGCCCCCUAGCGACGAGAGUAUGGAUAACAGACACACAAUUAAACAAAACCUUAGGCCCCUUAGUUUUAAGAUGUCAUCUGUACGAAAUAGACGAGGUGGAAUCAGAAAUGUUCACAGUCGUAAUCGUGGUGUUUCACGACUGCACAAGGCCAAAAUGGAUGACGGCAUUAAACGAGCCAUGCAAAAAGAAGUAGGAACUUCUUCAUCAAAACCAGCUGUCCAAGAUUUCUCUCCAUCUCCCAAAAUCCAGGAGCAGCGAGCUUAUGAACAGAGAGUUCAAGCAAGCAACCACCUUGCUCGACAAGCUAAGCAGCUUAAACAGCGCGUAGGGUACCUGACACAACAAGUGGGGUCCCUAUCAUUUACAAUCACGACUUUGAGGGACUCCCGAGCGACAGCCGUGAAGGCUUUAGAGCAACAGAAAGAAGUAAACCAGCAACAGCAGGCUGACCUAAAUCUAGCCAAUCAGAGACUCCGAAUGGCCAAGCAGAAUAUGCAGAAAUUGACAACAGACAUGGACAAGGUUUUACAGGAGAAGGCUUCUCUGGAGGCCCAGGUGGUGGAGGAAAAUCGACACACAACUGCCACAGAUAAACACACAGAACAAGACUGGAAGAUUCUAGAGUCCAGGCUGAAGGCUUCUUCCAAUGAGCUAUGUAGACAGUCAAAUCAAGUGAGGCAGUUGAAACAAGAAAACGAACAACAGCAUGAACAGGUCCGCAGUCUGCAAGAAAGAAUGAGUCGCCUAGAAAGAGACAACAAUCAGAAGAGGACGUUGUUAGAAGACCAGAGAGUCAAGUUAAAGCUAGCCCAGACAAAUGCCAAGUCAGAGCAAAGUGCAAAUGAGGAAAUGGAGACAAGAAUUAAACUGGUUCAAGACACGUGUGAUAGACUCAAGAUACAGGUGGAGUCCUACAAGAAACGGUUGUCAGCAGUAACCAGAGAGAAGAGAGAAUAUGAGGAGAGAUUCCUGAAGAUCAACAAUGAACUCGAGAAAAAGAACAAGCAUUUUGUGGAGAGUCAGACUCGGAGGAUGGAGUUGGAGUCAGCUGUAGGAGAACUGGAAAAAACAGCCCAGCAACAACUUCGUGGACUGGCCUCACAGAGCGAGGUAGCUAUAGAGGCAGCGCAGAGGAAGCUGAGUGAGGCAUACUACACCAUAGAGCAAUACCAGCAAUUUGUCAAGUGCUUGGGACAAGAGUUCAUCAAGCGAUUAAAUCAGUCUCGAUUCCACCUUAAGGAGACCCUUAGUCACAGAGAGAAGGACAUCAGGCAGAGCCAGGCAAAUGCUUCACUGCAAAAGGCUCAGGCUAUGGCUAAAGAUAUACUGAAUUUAAGCCAAUCAGAUCUUGAGGAAAUCAUGAGUGCUGAUGGCGAAUCAGAUAGAAUGGAGGAGGACAUCAGCACAGAUAAGAGGAGAGACAAGCGUUGGAGCAAGAAGUGUGAAAAAUUACUGAAUUCAAAGGAGGACUUUGCAAAUCCUCUAGUUGACUUGUUUGUCCAGAAAAUGGAGGAAAUGUGUGAACUGACAUCUAAACUUCAGGCAGCUUGAUAUUCUUCUGCAGGGUUGUAGAGAGUUGUGAUAUUAGGGGUCAACAGAGUGAUCAUUGUCAUAAAAGUGCUGUCUCCGACUUUGUACCGUUUACUGUGAUAUUGAUGUUAGUGCAUUUACUGUGUCUCAUGAGAUAGAUGGAAAGGGGGGAUAACCUUUGUAUGUGUGACAAGGGUAGAUUACUUGUUUAUGUGUGACAGGGGUAGAUAAUUUGUGUGUAGGUGACAGGGGCAGAUAACCUGUUUAUGUGUGACAGAGGCAGAUAACUGUGGAUGUGUGACAGGGACAGAUAAUCUGUGGAUGUGUGACAAGGGCAGAGAAUUGUGUAAUUUUGACAGGGGCAGAUAACCUGUGUAUGGAUGGCAGAGGCAGAUAUCUGUGUAUUUGUUACAAGGGUAGAUAAUUUGUGUAUGUUUGACAAGGAUGUCAGUAAUCUGUAGUACUAUUAAAACAACCAGCAUUGUGUUAUUUCCCCCGCUGACUUCAGAAUCAGUUCAGUGAUAGAUUAUGGUAUAUGGGUCUGUUCCUGCAGAUGUAGACUUUUUGCUGGAUACAUGGGUAGAGUGAUAAAAAGUUCACAACCAAUACUAUUCCGUCCAGUUUUGUACUGUAGCAUUUUCAUUUUACUUGCAUUUGGAAAAUCUGGAAAGUAGCAGAACUUGGAUCUACAAAUAAACCAUUUCUGACGAAAUAUAUUGAAUAAAUAACUAAUAUUUAUUUCUAUCUACCACGGUAGUUCUCUAUCUAGAUUAUAUUGCAUUAAAAUACUAUAAAAUUAUU